Messenger RNA from Alligator mississippiensis (American alligator), 3097 nucleotides. It is a transcript of the gene AGBL2, whose product is annotated as AGBL carboxypeptidase 2. The transcript is spliced from 17 exons. The coding region runs from base 79 to 2697 and encodes 872 amino acids. Gene Ontology annotation, molecular function: zinc ion binding; metallocarboxypeptidase activity. The record is from RefSeq and is a predicted model, not a curated record. Gene Ontology annotation, biological process: proteolysis. NCBI's taxonomy places the organism in Eukaryota, Metazoa, Chordata, Crocodylia, Alligatoridae.
CCGGUUGCUAGGAUACCGCGUCCCGGCGGGGGCUGCUGGUGCCCGGGUGUCCGCUCGUCCUCGGCCGCCGCCACCGCCAUGCGCCCGGCCCCGGAGCCAGGCGCCGAGCUGCUUGCAGAUCCCUACGAGAGCUUCAUGUACCACCACCUCCGGUACUACGGCUACUUCAAAGGACAGGAGAAAGCACUGCAGAACAACUCCAUACUGCCUUCAGGGCACCAGCAGAAGAGCUCUACUUGCCUGCUGAAGCAGGAUGGCUUCCAGGAGAGUAAUAAAUCAAACCAAAAUUCUCUGCAGGACAAGAAGAAGCUUAUAUGUUCUCUGAUGCUGGAGGCAGCGCUUCUCAAGAACAAACAGGUUCUAGUUCAUCAUCCAGAAAGUCUGGGAUUUCCAUGCCUGAGGGAACCUCGGGGGCUUUUUACUCUUCCCACCUCAGGAAGUCUCCUUCAGGCACCACAGUGGCCAAUUGAGUGUGAAGUCAUCAAGGAACAAAUCCAGCACAUUGAGUGGGUACCGCCCAACUUGGAGCCAUUUUACCAGCUCACAGGGAAUGAGAAGGCACCAGAGAUUGUAGGAGAGGAAAAAGGAACAGUUGUUUACCACAUAAAUCCAGCAGCCAAAGGCACCUGCUUUACCUGUGCCCGGGUUGGAGGUACUCGAGGGCCUGUCAGGUCACCUGCAGUUACCUUGGAAGGCCCAGAAGACACCACUCUGCUCUUUGAAUCACGGUUUGAGAGCGGGAACCUCCAGAAAGCUGUCAGAGUUGGUCCCUAUGACUAUGAACUGACACUGCGGACAGACCUCUACACCAGUAAACACACCCAGUGGUUCUACUUCCGAGUUAGGAACACGAGGAAGGAUAUCCUGUAUCGCUUCACAAUUGUCAAUCUCAUGAAGCCCAAGAGCCUGUACAGCAUGGGCAUGAAGCCCCUCCUGUACUCUGAGAGGGAUGCCCAGACCAACGGCAUUGGCUGGAGGAGAGAGGGGGCCGACAUCUGCUACUACCGAUGCAGUUCCAAGGAGAAGCAGGCCACAUAUUGUUUAACCUGGACUGUGCACUUCCCACAUGACCAUGACACAUGUUACUUUGCCCACUCUUACCCCUACACUUACUCGGACCUGCAGCGCUACCUGCUGGCAAUGACCAAUGACACAGUCUACUCACAGUACUGCAAGCUCCGGGCUCUGUGCCAGAGCCUGGCAGGCAACACUGUCUACCUCCUUACCAUUACCAGCCCCUCCAGGAACCCUGAUGAGGCUGCUGCCAAGAAGGCUGUGGUGCUGAGUGCCAGGGUGCACCCUGGAGAAACCAGUGGCUCAUGGGUGAUGCGAGGCUUCCUUGAUUUUAUCCUGAGCAAUGCCCCUGAUGCUCAGCUCUUAAGGGAGCUCUUUAUAUUUAAGGUGGUGCCCAUGCUGAACCCAGAUGGUGUGAUUGUGGGGAACUAUCGCUGCUCUCUGGCUGGGCGGGACCUGAACAGAAACUACAAGACAAUACUGAAGGAGUCCUUUCCCUGCAUUUGGCAUACCCGUGCCAUGAUCAAGAGAGUCCUGGAGAAGCGAGAGAUUCUGCUGUAUUGCGACUUACAUGGGCACAGCCGAAAGAACAAUGUCUUCAUGUAUGGCUGUAACAACAAAGGACCUACAGCACAGCAGCUCCAUGAGCGCAUCUUCCCUCUGAUGCUGAGCAAAAAUGCUCCUGAUAAGUUUUCUUUUCACAGCUGCAAGUUUAAAGUCCAGAAAAGUAAAGAAGGGACAGGUCGGAUUGUGAUGUGGAGGAUGGGAAUCCCAAACAGCUACACCAUGGAGUCCACCUUUGGUGGCUCGACACUGGGCAAGAAGAGUGACUCACACUUUACCUCAGAGGACCUCAAGUCUCUGGGCUAUCAUAUCUGCGACACUCUCUUGGAUUUCUGUGAUCCUGACCGCUCUAAGUUUCUGCAAUGUAUGGCUGAGCUGCAGGAGCUGCUGCGGCAGCAAAUCUGUCAGAAGCUCAAGGAGCGUGGGCAUAAGGAGGACUUGGAUGGCACCUGGAGUGACAACUCCCUGUCAGACAUUGAGUCCAGCACCAGUGGCUCCAACAGCUCCCAUUCAGAUGGCCUCCCUGCUCACUUACUCAGCUUGGCAGAGAAGUUUAACCAGAAGAAGAGGAAGAAGAGAUGGCUCCGGACAAGGAAAGAAAGGAAUGAACUGCACCAGAAAUACACCUUGCCACAGAAAAUGGUGGGUUGGGAAAGCCUCUUGGUGAGAGUUGCUCCUUCCAAAUCAAGAAAACGACCUGCUUUUUUCAAGAAUUCAGGCAGAUGCAGCAGUGCAGGAAAGAGAACUGAGCAGAUGGCAGAAGAGAAAAAUGUGGCAAGUCCCAUGUGCCGAGUCCACCAGCCUGUCAGCACGCUGUCUUUGUGCAUGGAGAAUAGCAGUGGCAAACAGGGCAAGAAUCCAGAAGACAUAAUAAUGUCCUAUCUGCAGAGGAGAAAACUAAAUGCUAUUCAAGAGUCUCGCCAUUUAAAAGGAAGGUUGUCUUGGCACACAUUUUCUUGCAUUUCAACUUUACAAUGCUUGAUCCGAUGCGACACCAUGCCAGCGAACAAGUUCGCUGCAUCACCCAUCUCCCUGGAGAAUAUCUGUCCAAACUUCCUUGGACACUUUUUUAAAGAAAGCAGACAAGUCUCCAGAAAAACCUGCAACCAAGACUCCUGAGAAGACUCCAGCCAAGAACCCUUCAAAAAGUCCAACCAAGAGCCCUUCAAAAAGUCCAGCAAAGUCACCUCAAAGAAGUCCUUCCAAAUCAAUAUGAUUGCUAUUUACAAUAUAAAUACAUUAAUGCAGCUAUAUUACUCAUCUAUAAUUGAUUGACUACAAAAUUCUGGGGUAUUUUUGGUGAAAAUAGGGUAUCAGGCCUUGGUUCAGGAACCAAUCCCCCAUUUAAAACAUUGUUUCUUAUGAGAAAAUUGGUCCCGAGUUAUAAUGUUUCAACUUAAAACAUGGUUUUCAGGAACCAAUUGUGUCGUAAGUCCGAGGACUGCCUGUAUUUACAAUUUUAAAGCAGUUUGGAAGCGUACCAGUGCCUCAAUCAUUAUAAUAAAAUAAAUUCUAAAUA